This is a messenger RNA of Dreissena polymorpha, 7443 nucleotides long. Its product is annotated as cytoskeleton-associated protein 5-like. The record is from RefSeq and is a predicted model, not a curated record. Gene Ontology annotation, molecular function: microtubule plus-end binding; microtubule plus end polymerase activity. Bases 162 to 6335 code for a protein of 2057 amino acids. Lineage: Eukaryota; Metazoa; Mollusca; Bivalvia; Myida; Dreissenidae. Gene Ontology annotation, biological process: mitotic spindle organization; centrosome duplication; establishment or maintenance of microtubule cytoskeleton polarity. Gene Ontology annotation, cellular component: centrosome; spindle pole; kinetochore. The transcript is spliced from 42 exons.
AUCAAAUCUGCCCAAUAAAAUACUUCGUUACAAAAUUGUUUCAAAACUUGUAAUGAUUAAUUCCGAAACGUUAAAAUCGGUUCAAUAAUUGUUUGUUUUGAUGUUACUUAUGAAGACAACGAUACAUCUUGUUAGUGAUAAUUGCAUACAACUGAAUAGGUAUGGGUGAUGACAGUGAAUGGAAUAAGCUGCCAACAGAUGAAAAAGUACAGCACAAGGUGUGGAAAGCCAGGUUAGCUGGCUACGAAGAGUCACUCAAGCUCUUCCAGACGAUUGACGAUGAUAAAAGCCCAGAAUUCUCAAAAUUUGCACCUUUAAUCAGAAAAUACGUGGUAGACAGCAAUGCCGUUGCACAGGAGAAAGCGUUGGAAGCUGUCAUCGCGUUUGUAGAGAAUGCAGCUGUUGCAGCCAAAAUUGCCCAUGAGGUGAUCACUGGCGUGGUUCAGAAGUGCCUGAGCUCACCGAAGACAAAGACACGUGACUAUGGGAAAGAGAUCAUCAUGCUGUACAUAGAGGCAGAAAAACAGGACGUAGUGUCGGAGGAUGUGAUAGAGGGUUGGGCAAACAAGAACCCCAAGGUCGUGUCAGCCUGCGUACAGGUGAUGAGGGAGGCUCUCAGGGACUUUGGAAACAAAAUUAUAGGCAUCAAACCCAUGGUGAAAUUCCUACCCAAGCUUCUGGAAGACCGUGAUAAGGCAGUGCGUGAUGAAGCCAAGCUUCUGGUGAUAGAGAUGUACAGAUGGGUGGGGGCAGCAAUCAAGCCAAAACUGGUGGAUUUCAAACCUGUCCAGGUUGCUGAGCUGGAGGCAGAGUUUGAGAAGCUGCAGGGUGAGAAGGCCCAGCAGGUACGCUUCCUGCGCUCACAGCAGGACCUCAAGGCCAAAAUGGAGGAGAAGGCUGCCAUGGCUGAGGCUGGGGAGGAACCCGAGGAGGAGCAAGAAGCGGGUGAAGACGUAGACCCAUAUGACCUUCUGGAACCUGUCAACGUUCUGGCUGCUCUGCCAAAGGAUUACUAUGACAAAAUUGAGGCUAAGAAAUGGCAGGAGAGAAAGGAGGUGUUGGAGGCAGUCAACAAGCUCUGUGAGAGCCCCAAAAUAGAGCCAGGAGACCACGGUGCCCUGGUCAAGACCCUUAUGAAGGUGGUUGCAAAGGAUACAAAUGUGAUGCUGGUAGCCCUGGGGGCAAAGUGUCUGGCAGGAUUGGCCAUGGGACUGAGGAACAAGUUCAACACAUACGCUGCACAGUGUAUACAAGUGUACAUCGAAAAGUUCAAAGAGAAGAAACCAAUGGUUGUGACAGCUCUAAGGGAGGCUAUUGAUGCUGCUUACCUCUCAAUAAGUUUGGAACCACUAAUAGAAGACAUCACGGCUGCACUCGAUAACAAGAACCCCCAGAUCAAGGCAGAGACUGCGCUAUUCCUGGCGCGGGCGUUUGCCAGGCUCACAAUAACAACCCUGCCCAAGAAGCAGCUGAAGGUGUUCUGUGGAGGGCUGCUCAAGACUGUGAAUGACACAGUCUUAGAAGUGCGUGAGGCGUCCUUCGAGGCUCUAGGUAUGGCCAUGAAAGUGGUCACAGAGAAAAAUAUUAUGGCCUACAUGGUUGAUGUGGAUGCCAUAAAAAUGGCAAAGAUCAAGGAGUGUUGUGAGAAAGCUGUGUUGCUGAAUGCCAAAGGUGAGCCUCGUUCAGGUGGGGGUGGCGCCACCAAAACUGCUGCCCCCGCUGCCAAGGGCGGCUCUAACGAACCAAAACCUGUCAAGCGACCUGGUGCACCUCCCUCCGGAUCUGACCGACCAAAGACUGCUCCUGCAAAAUCAAGUGAUGGACCCCCCAAAACUUCCCGCCCAGCCACAGCAAAAGCUGGUGGCCCCCCUAAAACAGCCAAGAAAGGGGCAGCCAAAAAGGGUUCAGCCCCUCAGGCAGAGGAAAGGACUGAAAAGGUUUUGUCGGACGAGAUCGUCAAAGAGAAAGCCACAGAGUUGCUGGGUGCUGACAUCUUGGCCCAACUAGAAAAUGCCAAUUGGAAGGAGCGCUUGGCAGGCAUUGAAACCAUGACGACCAACAUCAAACGCAUGACAAAAGACAUGAUCCCGUGUCAAGUGUGUGUGAGGAUUCUUAUGCAGAAGCCUGGUCUUAAGGACAACAACUUCCAGGUAUUGAAAGUAAAACUGGAUCUUCUUGCGCACCUUGCCCUGAACGCAGACUUCACUAAAACCUCCGCUGAGUAUUGCCUCCCUGACCUUGUUGAGAAAGUUGGUGACGUAAAGAACGGCGCAGGCGCCCAAGAGGCCCUCAGCGCCAUAGCAGAGGCCACGUCACUUGACUUUGUGGCAGGAACUGUGAUGAACCUUGCCUUUGCGCAGAAGAAUCCCAAGAACCAAUCAGAGGCUUUGAACUGGCUGACAAAGGGUGUCACAGAAUUCGGGCUGAAGAUUCAGAUCAAGCCUCAUCUGGAAAACAUCAAAAAAGCGUUUGCAGCAACCAAUCCUGCAGUGCGCCAGUCUGCCCUAAGCCUUCUACCUGUAUUGUACAUGUACAUGGGGCCCCAGCUACGCAUGUUCUUUGAGGACGAAAAACCUGCCUUGCUGCAGCAGAUUGAUGCAGAGUUUGAAAAGGUGAAAGGUCAGAAGCCCCCUGCUCCUAUACGGGGACUCAAGGCUGCCGAUGGUGGCGAGGAGGCUGAAGAUGAUGAUGGCAAUGAAGGUGGUGGCGGUGAGGAUGAGGACGGUGUUGCUGACUUGGUGCCAAGAAAUGAUGUAGGUGAGAAGUUUUCCCAGGAUUUGAUUGAGUCAUUGUCCGAUAAGAACUGGAAGGUGCGAGGUGAGGGCCUUCAGAAGAUAACGUCCAUCUUGAAUGAGGCCAAGUUCAUCACUGGAAACCUUGGGCCCCUUCCUGAGGCCAUCAAAGCAAGGCUGGGGGACAAUAACAAAAUUCUUGUGACGACAACUAUCACCAUUUGUGCUACUCUGGCCACGAACAUGGGCCCGCACUGCAAGGCCCACAUAAAGACCAUCGGUCCAGCCCUCGUAAGUUGCCUAGGCGACAGUAAGCCUGCACUACGCUCAGCCGCGUUGGGGGCACUUAACGCAUGGGUUGACAACACAACCCUGACCCCACUGGUUGAAUGCGAGGCAUUCAGUGACGCGCUCAAGUUGGAUAAUCCAAAUCUGAGGCAAGAGCUGCUGGGUUGGCUGAUAGAGCGCCUGCCGGCUCACAAGCCCCUGCCCCGGGACGAGAUACGUCUGUGCAUCCCGCAUGUGCUCACAUGCCUCGAGGACCGCAAUGGCGAUGUGAGGAAGAAGGCGCAGGAGGCCCUUGUUCCCUUCAUGAUCCACACUGGAUAUGAGGCUGUCUAUAAGGCUACCAGCAAACUUAAGCCAGCCUCUAAAGACCAAAUAAUGCAGAUCAUAGAGAAAGCCAAAGAGAACCUCCCAGCCAAGCAGCCUGCAAAGAAAGCUGCCCCGCCCCCGUCUACUAAGUCUGCCCCGCCCCCGUCUACCAAGUCUGCCCCACCCCCUGUGGCAGACGACGAUGAUGAUGAGCCUCCACCCAAGCCAAAGGCAGCUCCCAAGGAAAAAUCUCCAACUGCAGGGGCACCAGAAAAAGCAGCAACCAAGGGCCCUGGGAAAACAAAGGCUACACCUCUGGCUGCCCCGAGCAAAAAGAAGAAAGUAGAGGAGGACCUAGGACCACCCAUCACCCUCACAGAGAGCAAGGAAAAGAGGUUCAAAGAUGAGAAAAACAUGAAGUGCCUUAAGUGGAACUUUAUGGACCCAAAGCCGGAGUAUGUAGAGCAGCUGCGGACACAGAUGGAGAGAAACUUCAGCAAGACCAUGAUGGACCUGCUCUUCAGUACAGACUUCAAGGCCCACACCAAGGCCAUUGAAAUACUAAUUGGGUGCAUGGAAAGUAUCCAAGCGGAACAACUUGGCAAUCUAGAUCUGAUAUUGAAGUGGUUCACUCUUCGCUUCUUUGACACAAACCCAAGCAUGUUGAACAAAGGACUGGAGUAUCUGCAGAAGCUGUUCACAACGCUGAUAGAGAUUGACUACUCCCUACACGAGUUUGAGGCAACCUCGUUUGUGCCCUACCUGGUGAUAAAGGUAGGUGAGAACAAGGACAAUGUACGUCGAGAUGUGCGCAGUUUAUUCAAGCUCCUGUACAAGAUCUACCCAGCCAGCAAGAUGUUUGAGUUCAUUUCAAAUGGAAUCAAGUCCAAAAACUCCAAGCAACGAACGGAGUGCCUUGAGGAGCUAGGGUACCUGAUAGAGACUUACGGCAUCUCCAUCUGCCAGCCUGCGCCGGCAGUGGCACUCAAACAGAUAGCAGGGCAGAUCAGUGACCAGGACAACAAGGUGCGGAACGCAGCGCUCAACUCCACUGUCAUCGCAUUCAACAUCCUGGGAGAGGGCCUCUACAAGUACAUCGGCGUUCUUCGAGAGAAAGACCAGAGCUACCUGGAUGAGCGUAUCAAGCGGUCAAAGAGCAAGCCUGCUACUUCAGCCCCUCCCCCUGCCAAGCAGGAGAGACCCAAGUCUGCACCACAGCCCCCCUCUGCCACCCAGCAGGCACAGAGAUCCAAUACUCAGCCUCAGAUCCAGAGGCCUGGCACAGGCAUGCCCAAGUCCCAGUCGAGCAAUGCUGUGAGAAAGGAGUACCAACUGGAGAUCAGUGAUGACUCCAACAAGGAAAACUUCCAGAUCCCGCAGCUCUAUCAGUUUGAAAGCCUUGAUGAAUGGCUACAGCCAGUCUCUCUGCCUAAAGUCAAGGCCCGACCCCCAUCUCCAAGCCCGAAAUUCCGUAAUGACCCGGACACCUCAAGCACAAUCAGUUUUGUCAUCUCACAAAUCACUACAAGGGAAAUAACCAAGUGUGUUCAGGCACUGGCACAGAUUGAUGAGGUACUGAAGGAUGCUGACAAGGUUGCCUUGAUGGGUAACCAUGUAGAACAGCUCCUGGUAGCAAUCUCCAUGCAGUUCAAGAUGGCUUAUUCUACGCACAUGGGGGACAUUGAGACAGCCAAGGACGAAGUCAUGCGUCUCUAUAGGUGUUUACUUGCAACACUGGUAACGUUGUUCCAGAACAGCCAGCUGGCCGGCCAGGCUUCCCGGGACACACUGAAGGAGUUGCUGUACAACCUGGUCACCCUACUGCUGGACAGCCGCCUCAACGACCUGGAGGAGGGGCCGCAGAUCGUGCGCUCGGUUAAUGUGCUGGUGGUCAAAAUUGUGGAGAAGUCACAUCAGACCAAUGUGCUGUGUGCAUUGAUCCGGCUUUUCCAAGAGUGCGUUGAUAGCCAGACUUGCAGCAACAAGUUUAUCGAGAUUAUCAUGAAGUGUCUAUGGAAGAUGGUGAAGAUGUUGCCAGACAUAAUCAACGAUCUGAAUCUUGACCGGGUGCUCUAUGACAUCCAUAUGUUCCUCAAGGCAUUCCCCUCACACUCUUGGAAGGACCGGCCCAACGACCUCCCACUCCGGACCAUCAAGACUGUGCUGCACUCACUUGUCAAACUGAAAGGAUCAAAAAUCUUGCAACACCUGGGUCAGAUAGACGCCAGUGAGAAGUCGGAGAUGAAGCUGUACAUACAGAUGGUGCUACAGAAGGAUGGACUCAGUACGGAGGUGGAGGUAAAUGGAACCAACGCAGAGAACAGGACACCAAGGAAUACCACCAAGUCAAGGCGUCUGUCCAACGUGACUCACGACACGCUGACCAAGAUAUUUCAGAAGGUGGGCUCUAAAGAGAGCUCCAAAGAAGGCUUGCGGGAACUGUACGAGUUCAAAAAGAACUGCCCUGAGGAAAAUAUUGAACCGUUCCUAAAGAAGACCAGCCACUAUUUUCAGAAUUACGUUGAACGCGGACUCAAAGCCCUGGAGCAGGAAGAGACACAAGGUGACACCAAGGGUACAAGUGAUGCAGAGAUUGGCAGUUCAGACCAGUUUUCGCAGAGGACGGCUCAGCCUAAGAAAGUGAUGGGGGUUUCCAGUGGUAUGGAUGGCUUGACAGAGGUUGGAGCCGGCCAGACCAGCGAGGCCAACCCUGCGCCAUACUUCCGGGAGAAACUACGCAUGCUUAGGGCCCAGUGUGGUCUGGAUCCUAAUGCAACAGUCAGCGAGGUGGAAGCAAAAGACAGUUUGCCCUCAUUACGACAAGACCCUGAUAGAAACAUUAUGGAUUCCAAAGCAGAGGAUGAGAUUUCACACCCUAUGCCCAGAGGCCAUUCAGUAGAACGCAAUGAAGACUCAGAGGAAAACCAGCUGCCGUCCCAGCAAAAAUUAUCUGACGUUUCAUCACUCAAGGCCCGGUUAGAAAAAAUUAAGAAAAUGGCCAACAGUUGAAACUUCAAUUCAGCUUCUUUCCUAGGCUAAGUGUUUCACACAUAAUGCAACUCUGACCAGCGAUUACAAGCGUUUAAACAGUGCCAAGAAGUGGAUUGUGGCAAUUUUCUUGUGCGACUUAGUGCCCCAUUGUUGUUUAAGGUAUUAAACACAGUUUCGGUUAUGGCCUCUAGUUCCUUUUGUGGGUGAUUGGCCAUAUCAUCAACCAUUUGCUGAGGUUGCUUUUGGGAUUGAGUUUUAUUUGCUUUCAUGGUGGACUAUUAUUUAUGGUGUCAGUGCGUGAACAAAAAUGAACGCUAACACUGGAGGAUUCAUGAUCAAGCAUUGGUGUUCAAGAACAAUUCUCUGUGUAAAAUCUGUAUCUAUAAAGUCAUAUCUGUAUUAUAUUAAGUCCAUCUUAAUGUUACAUUGUAUUUACACUGUUCUUUUCAUUUUUUUAGACUUUAUUCCAAGAAACUUAUAAUAAUUUAAAGUAAUCCUAAAUGCUGAGUAUUCAUCCAUUGAAAAUGUAUGUUAUAAAAGAGUCUGUGAAGGCAACAUAUUCAUAGCAAAUUAUGAGUUUUCUUUAUCAACUAAAAACAAAGCAAUUGCACACACAUUCAUACUUAAAACUUGCUCAUUCAUUGGACAGAAUAAUGUAGCAGUAACCGACUAAAUGGGAACAGAAAUUUGCAUUCUCUUUUGUUAUUUGUGUGAUUUUUUUACCACAUUUAAUUUAUUAUGAGGAACUUAUUGAUUCCCAACUUAUUUCAAGUGCUCCUUAGAAACCAAGGGUACAAAUGAGUCUUUCUCUGUGAAAAGAGAGUUUAUUGCUUGUGCUUAAAGUGUCCUCCCAGAUUAGCCUGUGUAGUCCGCACAGACUAAUCAGGGAAGACACUUUCCGCCCAAACAGGAGUUUUUGCUAAGAAGAGAAUCUCUGUCAACAAAAAACAUCAUUAAAGCAAAAAGUGUCGAAACCCCGUUUUCACAGAGCACUGUCCAAAUGUAAACCUUAAUUCUUCACUGGAUUAAUGUGUUGUAUAUGUCUGACAGUUUUAUUUCUGUAGAUUGUGUUUGCAAUCAUACAAGUACUGGAACUACAUACAUAUAUAUAAACCAUUGUGAGACA